Molecule: messenger RNA, 15082 nt
Organism: Macrobrachium nipponense
Lineage: Eukaryota; Metazoa; Arthropoda; Malacostraca; Decapoda; Palaemonidae
Gene: mgl
Product: low-density lipoprotein receptor-related protein 2-like
Exons: 56
Coding region: 78-13862 (4594 amino acids)
Biological process (GO): receptor-mediated endocytosis
Cellular component (GO): signaling receptor complex; plasma membrane; apical plasma membrane
Molecular function (GO): calcium ion binding; hormone binding; protein binding
Source: RefSeq, a predicted model, not a curated record
CUUCAGUGGGCAGUCGUAACCCUAACGCCGUCUAGGGAACAUGUGCUUGUGAAUUUAAUAGGAACAUUAAAUGAAACAUGUGUUGCACAUCGUGGCUUACUAUAUUUUUAGUAUGUGGCAGCCUAACGUCAUGGAGUUGUUUUGGACAAGUCAUCGUGGAUGAAGAUCGAACGUCUCAACCAGGAACAGACAACUUCAGGAUGUGUACGACUUCAGAGUUCCGUUGUAAUAAUAAUCGUUGCAUCCCAAAGCGGUGGGUAUGCGAUUAUCAGACAGACUGCGAUGAAGGCGAGGAUGAGCAGCAGUCGUGUCCGCCCCCGAAGUGCGAUGCGGACCAAUUCUCCUGCGGGGAAUACGUAUGGAAUCAUACAUACUGUAUUCCCACAUACCAACGCUGCGAUAUGGUCCGUGAUUGCAGUGAUAAUUCCGAUGAGGAGGGAUGUCAUUAUCGCACUUGUUUAGAAGAGGAUCACAAGUGCGGCUCGGGGCUGUGCAUCCCACCCACCCAAAAAUGCGAUGGAUACUUUGACUGUCGGGAUGAGUCGGACGAGUCUGGGUGCAAUAUAACGUCCUGUGUCAGAAGUAAAUUUCGUUGUAGCGAUAAAUGUAUAGAGGAGAAUCAAAAAUGUGAUCACAGAGACGACUGUGGGGACAAAUCGGAUGAAAAAGACUGUGAUUUCCCAGCAUGUCACGAAGAUCAGUUUCGAUGUGCUACUGCAUUGUGUAUUCCCCGUCGUUGGCACUGCGAUGGCCACAGUGAUUGCCCAGAUUCUUCAGAUGAAGCAAAUUGUACAGCCAUCGCUUGCCCAGACUCAAAAUUUUUAUGUGCAUCAGAAAACCGCUGCAUUGAGAAAUCAAAAUUGUGUGACAGUAUGAGAGACUGUGAGGAUGGCUCGGAUGAGAGAACUGCAUGUUCUGCAGAACUUUGUCCAAGUUUAGGCUGUGAGUAUGCUUGCCGAUCAUCUUUGGCAGGUGGGGAAUGUUACUGUCAACCUGGAAAGCAGGUUUCCAACGACACUCGAACGUGUACAGAUCGGGAUGAAUGUCAGGAAUGGGGUCACUGUGACCAACAUUGUGCCAACACUGAUGGGUCUUACAAAUGUUUAUGUACCAUAGGUUUCAUGAUAAGAAGUGAUGAUAAUAGAAAAUGCUCUGCUAUAAAUGUGUCUAAUGAACAUAAAAUGGCUCUUUACUUCACGCAUCACGAUCAGAUUUUGAAGCUAAGUAAUUCAGGUGAAGGAGCUAAAGAAGUCAUCACCAAUACCACUUCAGCUUCAGGGUUGGAUUAUCAUUAUAAAAAGGAUCUGCUGUACUGGUCAGAUGUAGAGACUAGAAAAAUAUACUCCCAGAAAUUCCGUGGGAGAGAUAAUGGAGCAGAAACAACACUGACUCUUCCAGGCUCUCUUACGCCAGGAGCCUUGGCAGUUGAUUGGGUUGGAGACAAACUUUACGUUGUUGACAUUCUAGGUCAAAAAGUAGAUGUUUUUGAAAUAUUAGGUCGUUAUCAUGCCAUUGUUCUGUCCACUAAUAUAAGUGAACCUCAAGAUAUUGGCUUGGACCCUACAAAAGGACUUAUGUUUGUCGCUGAUACUGAUCGUAUCAUACGUGCUGAUAUGGAUGGAACCAACAUCCAAGCUCUUGUUGAAGAUGUAAUAUAUAAGGCAUCGGGUAUUGCUGUUGAUGUCAUUGGGAAACGCAUCUUUUGGUGUGAUUCUUUACUGGAUUAUAUUGAAACAAUCUCAUAUGAGGGAACUGGAAGGACAGUCAUCAUCAGAGGGUCUUCAAAUGUUCCCGCACCCAAUCGUCUUACAUUAUUUGAAAGUAAUGUGUACUGGACGGAUAGUACUCGGCAAGGUGUUCUUCGCGUAGACAAGUUUGAAGGGAAGGCUUCAAUUCACACAGUUUAUCGCAAUCCCAACAAAACUCAGGAUCCAAAGGCCAUAAAAGCUGUUCAUGCAUUGAUGCAGCCACCAGUUCUUAAUCCAUGUGGAGUUAGUAAUGGAGAAUGUGACCACAUGUGCAUAGUGACUUACGGAUCAACUCGUCUUGGCUAUCGAUGUGCAUGUGAUAUUGGAUAUAAAUUGAACCCAGACCAAAAGAAAUGUUCAAUGGUGACAGAAUUCUUGAUGUACUCUCAACAAAAAUUCAUCAAGGGUCAAGUUUUAGAUCCAGUAUCAGAGAAUUUCAAUGAUGCCAUUAAUCCAAUUGUUUCUAAAACUGGAAGAUUUGUUGGUCUUGACUUUGAUGCACGUAAUGACUACAUCUACUACUCUGAUGUUAGUCUGGAUGUUAUAUACCGUGUAAAAAGGACAGGAACUGGUCGUCAGAACUUAUUGGCAUCACAGAAUGAAGGUGUAGAAGGCUUAGCAUUGGAUUGGAUUUCCAAGAAUCUUUAUUACAUUGACAGUCGUAAAGGAACUCUAAAUGUCCUUUAUACUGAAAAACCAGAGUACAGAAAAGUUCUGCUUAGUGAUCUCAAACGUCCUAGGGCAAUAGUUGUACAUCCUAACAAAGGGUAUAUUUUCUACUCCGAAUGGGACCGUCCAGCAAACAUCAGUAGAACUUUUCUUGAUGGCACUAAUAUAAUGGUAUUUAGAAACGUGUUGCUAGGAUGGCCUAAUGGGCUGUCAGUUGAUUAUGCAACAGAUCGUAUAUACUGGUGUGAUGCUUUGUUAGACCAUGUACAGCAUGCAAACUUGGAUGGUACUGAUGUUAAAACCAUAAGUUCUCAGAGUAUACGACAUCCAUUCUCCCUUGUAAUAUUUGAUGAUUGGCUGUAUGUGACAGAUUGGCGUCGUGAUGCCAUAUUGAAAAUGAAUAAAACUGAUGGUUCCCAAGAAAAAAUUGUUGCCCAAGUGGCUGAGAGUAAUCGUUUAUAUGGUAUUAGAAUCUACAGCAGAAGAGCACAGGUUAUUGAAGAACAUCAUCCAUGCAAUGGUGCAAAUCCUUGUGAAAAAUUUUGCUUCCCAGUUCCUGGCAAUGACAGUUCCUUAGUAGCUAAAUGUGGAUGCCCUGUAGGAGAGAGGUUACGUUCUUCAGAUGAAAAGACUUGUGAAGUAGAUCCGGAGGCUAAGCCCAUGGAUCCUUCAUGUGCCCCAUGGGAUUUCACAUGCUCCAAUGGAAGAUGUAUUCAGAAAACUUGGGUCUGUGAUGGAGAUGAUGAUUGCCUUGAUAACUCAGAUGAGGAACAGAACUGCACUAAAGUUACUUGUCGUGAAGACGAAUUUCAGUGUCAGUCAGGACGUUGCAUUCCCAACACUUUUAAAUGUGACUCAGAUAAUGACUGUGGAGACUUUUCCGAUGAAACGGGCUGUUUGAAUAUUACCUGUGAAGCUUCAUAUUUCCAGUGUGAUAAUGGUAGAUGUAUACCGAUGAAUUGGAAAUGUGACUCGGAGAAUGAUUGUGGUGAUAGUUCAGAUGAAGGAGACUUCUGUGCCAAUAAAACUUGUUCCUACUACCAGUUCACAUGCCCCAGUACAGGGGCUUGUAUUCCACAGGCUUGGGUAUGUGAUGAUGAUAAUGACUGUUAUGAUAACAAGGAUGAGGAAGGGUGUCCUCCAAUUGCUUGUACAGCAGCCCAAUUUAAAUGUAAUAAUCAAAAGCAGUGUAUACAUGAGUCUUACAAAUGUGAUGGAAUUCCUGAUUGUGAUGACUCCUCUGAUGAAUAUGGCUGCCCCACAAUUGGACCACAUCAAUGUAAUGAAGAAAAUCAGUUUAGAUGUGAACUCUCAGGCAUAUGUAUUCCAAAAAGUUGGAAAUGUGAUGGAACUGCUGAUUGUGAAGACUCCUCUGAUGAGCCUGAUACUUGUGGAGAGGUUACAUGUGGUGCUAAUUACUUCCGUUGCAACAAUUCUCGCUGCAUCUUCCAUUCUUGGAUUUGUGAUGGUGAAAAUGAUUGUGGUGAUAGUUCUGAUGAAAACAAUGCUGAUUGUGGGAAGAAAGCCUUUAGAUGUGGUUCUGAUAUGUGGCAGUGCGAAGGAGUAGAGGACACUUGCAUUAAUAAAACUAAAGUUUGUGAUAAUGUCAAGGAUUGUCCCAAUGGCUCUGAUGAAGGCCUUGGAUGCACGGAAGAUGACUGUAGCUCUGCCGGUGUUGAAUGUUCUGUGUCUUGUAUGCAGACUCCAAAUGGUCGAGAAUGUACAUGUAAAAAGGGAGAACAGCUGAAAGAGGGAAGUGAAACAGAAUGUGAAGACAUCGACGAAUGUAACCCACCAGGCAUAUGUUCUCAGGGUUGUAGUAAUUUUAAAGGAUCAUAUGAAUGUUCAUGCAAUGAGGGCUACUUACUAGAUGCUAACAAAGCAACCUGCAAGGCAAUAAAUCACACUGAAGCCUUCUUGGUGAUAAGUAACAGAAGAAGUAUUUUGAUAUCUGACUUGCAUCAACGCAAUUUAGAGAGAGUUCCAGUUGUAGUAGAAAAUGUUGUAGCAACAGCUUCAGAUAUGAAGAAUGGAACACUGUUUUGGUCUGAUAUGAAAGUGAAGCAGAUUGUUAAGUUGGAGAAGGGAGGCCAAGCAGAAGUGUUGAUUGGAAAUGGACUGGAUCUUGUUGAAGGACUGGCCUAUGACUGGAUUACAGGCAACAUUUACUGGGUUGAUUCUCGAUUAAAGGCACUAGAAGUUGCAAAACGAGAUGGUUCUGGCCGCAUGAUUCUCAUCAACAAGAAUAUAUCGCAACCAAGGGGCCUAGCUGUGGACCCAUUGAGAGGUGGACGAUGGUUGUUCUGGACAGACUGGGGCGAAAACCCAAGGAUUGAACGCUCAAGUCUGGAUGGCAAGACAAGAUCUGUCAUAAUCAAUACCAAGAUUUUCUGGCCAAAUGGAUUAACAUUAGAUAUUCCUACAAAAAGGAUUUAUUUUGCAGAUUCAAAGCUCGAUUACAUUGACUUCUGCAAUUAUGAUGGAACUGGUAGACAACAAGUUUUAUCGCAGAGCCAUUACCUUCUACAUCCUCACUCAUUGUCAAUAUUUGAGGAUUAUGUAUACUGGACUGAUCGACAGCUAAACAGAGUGCUUUCAGUUCACAAGUAUCAUGGCAAUAAUGAGUCCGUUGUUUCACAUCUAGUGUCUCAGCCUCUUAGCAUUCAUGUACACCAUAGAGUUCUUCAGCCUAUAGAAGAAAAUCCUUGCAUUUCAAAUCCUUGCCAACACAUGUGUCUCUUGAAGCAACCCUCUGGAUACACAUGCUUGUGUCGCCCUGGAUACAAAGAGCAAGACGGGAAAUGUAAUCUGGAUGAAUCUGCAUUCCUAAUGGUAAUGAAGGGUGCUCAAAUUGUUGAUUUGAAAAUGGAGGAUGAAAAAGGAAGUGCUGGAUUUCUUACCCCAAUUGUUGGUGUUGAAAAUGGACUGCAGCUUGAUUAUGAUAGUCAGACUAACAGAAUAUUUUGGAUUGAAUCAAUUACUAAAGAUAGUGAAAAUGGUACCAUCUAUACUAUGGAUAUUGGUGGGGGUAACAAGACUACAUAUUUUGACCUUGGCAUUGUUGGAUCACCUUAUACAAUGGCUUGGGAUUGGAUUGGUGGUAACAUGUACAUUGGGAAUCGUGUGGCAAACAAUAUUGAAGUCCUGAAGCUAGAUGGAAGGAACAAGUACCAGAGUGUUAUCCUUGACAAUAAUGGCAACAGCACUGGUGUUGGAAGGCCUAAGUCAAUGUGUCUUGAUCCUGUUAAUGGUUUCCUGUAUUGGUUAGAUGAUGGUGGUGUUGGAGUUCAACCGAAAAUAGGGAAAGUAGGAAUGGAUGGAUCAAAUCCAGAAGUUCUGUAUAACUUUACAAAUCUUCGGCCAGAACACAUUACUAUUGAUAUCAUUGCUCAACAACUGUAUUGGUCAACAAGUAAUGAAGCUCAGAUUAUGACUAGUGAUGUAAAUGGUAACAAUGUCAGGACACUUUUGAGCAGUGAGAACCACAUAUCAAAACCCAGGUCCUUAGCCGUUUAUGAAGGAAAAUUAUAUUACCUGGAUUCUGUCUACGAAAAGGUGGAACGAGUUGAGCUUCCAGACGGUAACAAACCUGAAACUUUAAUGGAAAAUGAAGCUGAUCUCAAAGCUCUGAAAGUGUUUGAGAAACGACCAGCUUCUCCUGGUAGUCCUUGUAAGGUGGGCAAUGGAGGAUGUGAGCACAUAUGUAUUCCGAAGUCUAAUAAACAGCGAUCUUGUAGAUGUACAACUGGGUACAAGCCUGAUGGAGAGAAAGCUUGCAAACCUUAUGAAAAGUUUGCUAUUGUGUCACAGCUAGAAAUUGUUAGAGGGUACAGUUUAGAUGGUGCAGGAGAGGCAAUGUCUCCCAUUGCUGGUCCAGGUCAUAAUGUUCUACAUGUAGAUUAUCAUUAUUCCAAGAACUACAUUUAUUGGAUUGAAUUUAACCAAGGUGGCAAAAAUGGUAUUUAUAGAAGUAGACCAAAUGGUUCAGAGCUUGAAGGUGUUAUAGUUGAUGGUAUAGGCUCUAAUGGCAUCCGUGGCAUAGCAGUGGAUUGGAUUGCAAAUAAUUUGUACUUCACAAAUAUUUUUCCUCAUGAAACGUAUGUUGAGGUCUCAUGGUUAGAUGGCACCAACAGAAUGGUUCUAAAGAGUUUAACCAAAGAUUCACCACGUGAGUUAGCUGUAAAUCCUAUCAAGAGGUAUCUGUACUGGAUUGACUAUGGCCAGUUCCCAAUGAUUGGUAGGUCAUUACUGGAUGGCUCAAAGUGGGAACCAAUUGUAACUGCGGAUGUCAGCACACCACGUGACAUUACAAUUGAUAUGUUUACGCAUGAUGUAUACUGGGUGGAUUCUUUCCUAGAUUCUAUUGGCAAGGUAACAUUCAAUGGAGGAAAUAGACAGCUAAUUCGUCGACAGCUGCCAAAUCCUUUGGGUCUAGCUCUUUCCAAUGAGAAUAUUUACUGGAUAGACAGAAAUUUAGCGACCAUUUUCCGCGCUUCUAAAUAUCCUGGGAACACAACACAACCUGAAAUAUUCAAGACUAAUAUGGAAAACCUUCGGGAUAUUGCCAUAUUUGAUAUCAGUAAUCAGCCGUCAAAGGUUGAUACACCAUGUACUCGGUUAGGCAAUGGUGGAUGCGCUCAACUAUGCUUCUCAUUCCCUAGUGAGGAGCCAAGCCUUCCAAGGUAUCGGUGUGAAUGUGCUUCAGGUGUUCUUGCACAGGACAAGAGAAGUUGUGAGGAUUCAAAAGAAUUUCUGGUCUAUGCAACAAGAACAGAAAUUCGAAGCUUAUCUCUCACUGUGAGGAGUAACACAGUGCCUUUUGACACGGUGGAAGGGUUAACUAACGUAGUUGGUAUUGAUUUUGAUUAUAAAGACAAGCAGCUUGUGUUUACACAAAUACGACCAGACACAAAAAUUGCUAAAGUGCCCUCAUCAACUCCAAGUAUGGAAAGCAUUACGCCUAUUCUUGAAAAAGGAAUAAAUCCUGAAGGAGUAGCAUAUGACUGGACUUCCAAGAAAAUUUAUUGGACUGAUUCUGCAAACAACAGCAUAUAUGCCAUGGACAGUAAUGGUGAAAAUAUUGUUAUGAUUAUUCAGGUGGAGCGGCCCAGAGCAAUAGUAUUGGAUCCAUGCAGGGGGCACAUGUACUAUACAGACUGGGGAAGGUUUGGAACUUCAGGAAAGAUUUAUCGGGCCACUAUGGCUGGAUCCUUCAGGGAAGUAAUUGUAGGUGAUGAGUUAUCACAGCCAAGUGGUCUAGCCAUUGAUUAUGAUGAUGAAAUGCUUUACUGGACUGAUGCUGUUAAAGAAAAAAUUGAAAGAGCUUACCUUAAUGGAACUAAUAGACAGGUUCUCAUUACUGCAACAAUUUAUCCUUUUGCGAUAACAGUACAUAAACAUUUUAUUUACUGGACUGACCUGCAACUUCGAGGAGUAUUCAGAGCAGAGAAGUACACUGGUGCCAAUGUAAUUGAGAUGGUAAGGAGACUGGAAGAAUCCCCGAGAGACAUUCAUGUAUUCUCAGAUGAACGCCAGAAGUGCAACAUCAAGCCAUGUGAUAUCAAUAACGGUGGUUGUGCUCAGUUCUGCAUCCCAAGCACAGAUAAUAAAGUUGAAUGUAGAUGCAAUACUACACUGAAAUUAGUGAAUGAAAAUAAGAUGUGUGUACCACAGAAUUACAGCUGUGAACCUAACAAAUUUUUCUGUGCCAAUGGAAAGUGUAUUUCUCGAUUAUGGGCCUGUGAUGGCUCAGAUGAUUGUGGAGAUAAAUCUGAUGAGGACAAAAAUUAUUGCACUUACCAUACCUGCAGUCCAAGUGAGUUCCGAUGCAAGAAUGGGCGUUGCAUUUUUGCAACAUGGAAGUGUGAUCAUGAGGAUGAUUGUGGUGAUCGUUCAGAUGAAGAAGAAUGUGAAUAUCCUCCGUGCGCUGAUGGGGAAUUUACUUGUGCUAACCAUCGUUGUAUCCCAGAGUCGCAGGUUUGUAAUGGUGUGAAUGACUGCAAAGAUAAACACACUUCAGAUGAAGCUAGUGACCGUUGUCCUGAAGUUACUUGCCCAGCAAAUCACCUGAAAUGUGAAAAUACAACAAUCUGUGUUGAACCCUACUGGCUCUGUGAUGGAGAUAAUGAUUGUGGAGACAAUUCAGAUGAAAAUAAACUUCACUGCUCUGAACGAUCUUGUCCUCCCAACAGUUUUAGGUGUCCCAAUCACCGCUGUAUCCCAGGCACAUGGCAUUGUGAUGGAGAUGAUGAUUGUGGAGAUGGAGCAGAUGAACCAGAGGAAUACUGUGAGCAAGAAGGUCGCACUUGUUUCGGGGAUCUUUUUACGUGUGACAAUGGCAAUUGUGUACCUAAAAUUUACUUGUGUGAUGGUGAUAAUGACUGUUUAGAUGGAUCAGAUGAGGAUGAUCGUCAUAAGUGCAAUAAUCGGAAGUGUGAUGGAGAUACUGAAUUCACUUGCAAUGAAAACAAGCAGUGGGGACGUGCAAUGUGUAUCCCAAGGAAAUGGGUCUGUGAUGGUGAUCCAGACUGUGUAGAUGGAGCUGAUGAAAAUUCCACUAUGUUAAAUUGCCCUAAACCUACUGCCUGUGCUGAAAACGAAUUUCAGUGUCAAAACAGACGUUGUAUUAGCAAGGAUUGGGUGUGUGAUUUUGACAACGAUUGUGGGGAUGGGUCUGAUGAAGGCGUGGAGUGUAAUAAGAAGUAUCGCCUUUGCACUGCUGAUGAGUUCAACUGUAAAAGUGGAAAAUGCAUUCGCAAAUCAUACCAUUGCGAUGGGGAGGAUGACUGUGGUGAUAAUUCUGAUGAAGUUGGAUGUGAGCCGGAAAAGAAAUGUCAGCCUGGAGAAUUCCAGUGUGGUGAUGGAAAGUGCAUACAAAUGAAUAUUGUAUGCAAUAAAGUUAGCGACUGCAGCGAUGAUUCUGAUGAACCUCUACAUUGUAAUGUGGAUGAAUGUGCAAAGGUUGAGCUGCAUCAGUGUGGUCACAAAUGUAUCAAUACAUUAAUUGGCUUUGAAUGUGCUUGCAACCAAGGUUACAAAUUAAUGCGUGACAAAAGAGCCUGCGAAGAUAUAAAUGAAUGUGUAGAAACGCCUGGAGUUUGCUCACAGAAAUGCUUCAAUACACCUGGGUCUUACAAUUGUAAAUGUGAUGAAAAAUAUUAUGAACGUGAGCCAGAUGGCCACACAUGUAAAAGAACUGACAGCACACCACCUUGGGUAUUCUUCACAAAUAAAUAUUAUGUCAGGAGGCUAACGACAGAUGGCUCCACAUACAUGCUUAUGCAUCAGGAUUUGAGAAAUGUUGUAGCCCUAGACUUUGAUGACAAGGAAGAAAUGAUAUAUUUUGCUGAUGUGACAGCAAAAACAAUCUAUCGAGCUAAAAUAAAUGGGAGUGAAAAAGAGGAAGUCAUUAAACAUGAUAGCCAUGGACUAGAGGGUCUUGCAGUUGAUUGGAUAGGAAGAAAAAUUUACUGGCUAGAUAGACAUAGCAAACAACUAGAUGUAGCAGAGUUGAAUGGUACUAAUCGCAGAACAUUAAAAGCAGAUAGCAUAAAUGAUCCAAGAGCAGUAGCAGUUCAUCCUGGUAUUGGGUACGUUUACUUCACAGAUUGGCACUUACAGACUUACAUUGGCCGUAUUGGUAUGGAUGGCUCAAACUUCUCUCGUGUUCUUGGCUUUGAAGAUAAAGUAAUAUGGCCCAAUGCUCUCACUUUUGACUACUUUGCAGAUCGAAUAUAUUGGGCUGAUGCUCAUCUUGAUUACAUUGCUUAUGCUGAUCUGGAUGGCAAAAACCGUCAUGAAGUAAUGAGAGGGUCACGUGUGCCUCAUGUCUUUGCUAUCUCAGUAUUUGAUGAUUAUAUGUACUGGACUGAUUGGAACCUAAAGGCAGUGUUGAAAGCAAACAAAUUUACUGGUGAAGGAUUCCAGGCUCUACGAAACACAACUCACCGCCCAUAUGAUAUUCAGAUUUAUCAUCCUUUACGUCAGCUACCUUAUGAUAAUCCAUGUGGUGAUAACAAUGGAGGUUGCUCCCAUUUGUGUUUGUUAUCUCCUAGAGAAAAUGGAACAGUUGGAUAUAGCUGUGCCUGCCCAGAUCAGUUUUACUUAGAAAAAAAUAACAAAACUUGUAUUGCAAAUUGUACAAAAGGCCAAUUCCGCUGUGCAGGUGCUGAUGACAAAUGUAUUCCAAAAUAUUGGAGAUGUGAUGGUGAAAAAGACUGCGCUGAUGGGACUGAUGAGCCACCCGGUGACAUUUGUCCCCCGCGAAAAUGUCGUGCAGGACAGUUCCAGUGUGAGGAUGGUAAUGGUUGUGCUGCUGCUACACAGCUCUGCGAUGGACAGAAUGAUUGUCCUGAUGGAUCGGAUGAAAAGGAUUGUCAUCUAGAGUGUACAUUGUUAGAAUUCAAGUGUAAGUCAACAGGCAAGUGCAUCAACAUUGCUUGGAAAUGUGAUGGUGAUAAAGAUUGCUCAGAUGGUUCUGAUGAAGGAGACGAAUGUGUCAGGAGAAAGUGUAAUGAGGAGACCGAAUUUUCUUGCAAGAACGGCAAGUGUAUUUCAAAGCAGUGGUAUUGUGAUUUAGAUAAUGAUUGUGGCGACCAUUCUGAUGAACCAGCAUUCCUUUGUAGACAGCAGAACUGCACUGAUGGCUGGAGAAAGUGUCCAGGAAAUGCAAAUUAUCGAUGCAUUCCAGAGUGGCUCUUCUGUGAUGGAAAGGAUGAUUGCCGUGAUAAUACAGAUGAAGAAUUAGAUCACUGUCCAAAAUGUCAUGAAAAUGGAGAUUUCCAAUGCAAGAACAGGCGUUGCAUUCCAAAACGCUGGCUGUGUGACUUUGAAAAUGAUUGUGGAGACAAUUCUGAUGAGGAUGAAGAAAUGUGCCAUACUCAGUACAGGGAAUGCUCUGAAAGUGAAUUUAGAUGUAAUAACAACAAAUGCAUUCCUAGUCGGUGGAGAUGUGAUCAUGAUAAUGAUUGUGGUGAUAAAUCUGAUGAAGAAAACUGCAGCCAGCACGAGUGCAGGGAAGGGCAGUUCCAGUGUGUAUCAGGACACUGCAUUCCAGAGCACUUCAAAUGUGAUGGAGCACGUAAUUGCCAUGAUCUCAGUGAUGAAUCUGAUUGUCCACCGAGAUAUCCUGGAGAACGAUAUUGUCCAGAAGAGAAGUUUGAGUGUGACAACCACUUGUGUGUUGACAUGCGAGAUUUGUGUGAUGGCACUAGUGAUUGUUAUGAUAAUUCAGAUGAACGUGAAAGUCUAUGCAGUAACUACACUUGCAAUACAUUGAGGCGCUUCCAGUGCAAUAACCAUAAGUGUGUUCCAUUAUAUCAAAAAUGUGAUGGUAUUGACAAUUGUGGUGAUGGCUCUGAUGAAAAUAAUAUGACCAUAUGUUCACAUCGACCAAGACCAUGUAUAUUCAAUGAAUUCCGCUGCGCAAAUGAAAACUGCAUUGAAAAGAGUAAAGUUUGUGAUCAUGCUGAUGACUGUGGGGAUAACUCAGAUGAACUAGGAUGCCAUGGAUCUUCAAAUUGUUCAGCUAGUGGCUGUGAACAGACCUGCACGGAGCUUGAUGGUGGCGGUUUUGUUUGUCAUUGUUUCAGAGGAUUCAGAAUAUCACCAGAUAAUUCCAAACAAUGUCUUGACAUUGACGAAUGUGCAGAAUUCACUCAUAAUUGCUCCCACUUAUGCACAAACUUGAAUGGAACCUAUGCUUGUUCAUGCCGUGAAGGUUUCACUCAAGAGAUUAAUGGCGUCUGUAGAUUGACUGAAGGAGCUAUUACUUUGGUGUACUCUGAUAGUCCUCAAAUUAGAGCUUUCAAUUUGACAUCCAAUAGGGCAUUGAGUGUUGUAAAGGGAGAUAGCAUUGAAUCACUGGAUUAUGAACCCAGGUCAGGGAUUGUGUACUGGACAGAUGCAUAUGGGAAAACUAUAGAAAGGUCAUAUCUGCCUGGAUCACCAGAGAGAGCAAAUGUAACAAGAGGUUAUGCUCAAAACUUAGAAAUUAAAAGUAGAGCAAAACCAACUGGUAUUGCAGUUGAUUGGGCUGGCAUGAACCUCUACUGGACUGAAACAGAUCGCACUGGAAAUAAACCACGUGGUGCUGUAUUGGUUGCUACCAUUGAUGGGCGAUAUCGUCACACAGUCAUUGCAACUGGAUUAGAGGAUCCUACAUCUGUUGUUGUUGAUCCAGAUCAUGGCAUAAUGUUCUGGACAGAUAUUGGGUCAAUUCCUAAAAUAGAAACUUCAUGGAUGGAUGGGAGCAAAAGAAGAAUAUUAGUCUCGGAUACUAUCAGCCAACCAACAGGCUUAACUAUAGAUUAUGCUAUGGAACAUGCUAUAUACUGGAUUGAUGCAAAACUGAACAAGAUUGAAAUGAUGAGGGAAGAUGGUUCCAAGCGAACGCUAGUAGCAUCUGGUAGCCAGCUAAAACAUCCCCUAUCUCUUGAUGUCUUUGAAUCUAGUUUGUACUGGGUAACACGAGACUCGGGUGAAAUCUACAAAAUGGAUAAAUUUGGACGUGGAGUUCCUGUCAAACUUCCCGGAGAGUUUUUGAAUCCUUCAGGCAUUAAAGUUUUUGCAGACAAACGCUACAAUACAUCGACAACAAGCAAAUGCCAGCGCGAUACUCCUUGUAGCCACUUAUGUCUCAUAGUUCCAGGAGGCCAUAAGUGUGCUUGUCCAGACAACAAAGGAUUUAAAGAUACUUAUCCUGCUUGCGGUGCUCCCCAUGAGCCCAUCAAGCCUAAACCCCUUGGAUGUGGAUGCUUAAAUGAGGGAGUCUGCACCCUCAACAGUUCAAAUGUUCUUCGAUGUGAAUGCCUGGACAACUUCUCUGGAGAAUUAUGUGAAAACUUUGUUGCUCGUAGACACAUAUCUCCCCCACAAUGGUCUGGAGCAACUGUAAUUGUUCCUAUUGUACUAAUUAUCUUGGUUUUAGCAGCUCUCGUUGCUCUGUACGUCUUCUUUAAUCGCCGGCAUAUAACUCUAAAAGGAAGAGGGCUACCAGGUUCAAGUGUGGUAUUUAGACAAGGAACUAAUGUUGAAAUUGGACCCCCAUCAUUUAUGGCGUCACAUGAUGGUGCAAAUGGAGUACCUCUUGACGGAGAUGUUAACCUUGGAGAAAUUGCGGGGAAGAAUCAUAACUUCAGUAAUCCCAUGUAUGAUGCUGUUGGGUCCAUGGAAGGUGGUUCUGUGGAACAAGCAGGGUCAAAAGGGUUAUAUGAAGUGCCCUUAGAUACGAGCAAAAGUAAAGUCCUGAACUUGGAGGGGCAGGAAGCAAGUAAUGGUACACCACUAACAGCUGCCCCAGCUUUAGCUGUGCUUUCUCCUUCGGCAAUGAUGCAGAAGGCUUCACCAAAUAUUCAGCUUCGCAAAAAAGAACUUAGUCCUUCCAGCAAUGACACUGGUAAAGAUACGCAAAAGUUAGUGGUGGAGGAUGAUAAUUCUGAAUGCUAAAACUGUAUAAAAAGUAUAUAUAUAAAUAUAGAUAUAUAUAAAAGACAUAUAUGGCAACUUACCCAGAAUGGUUUUACAUUUGCCACAACCUUAUGCCUAGGGAUGCCGUCCCAAAUUAAACCAGAUGAAUAUUAUAUUUCAGAAACUAUAGAUUUGACUGCCGUAUUAUAUUUUUGAGAACUUGAGUGUUGAAAAGCACUUUUUAAGAAAAUACUAAUAAAUCCUUAUAUAUUGUUUCAUACAAUGAGGUACCAUAAAUAAUUUCUGGUGCUUGGUGUGUUGAAAGUGAUAUGUGGAAACUGAAAUAUGUGAUGCACUGUACAUCUUUUAUUUCAUUCAAAUGAACGAACAUUGAGAGAACAUAGCUCAUGGAAAAUAUGGUACUAUACUGUUUUCACAUAUACAAUGUAUUUUUUACUAUUAAAUACAUUGAAGAGAAAUUGUAAAUUAGUCUAUUUUUACACAAACAUAUAGACUGUGUAUCAUCAUAGUAUCCUCAAAUUUUUAGAAACUACUUUUAGGACCCUAAACCUGAAAUACUGCCUUUUUCUGUAGUGUUAUUUCUUAUGUAUAUUUUUUAUUUCCUUGUUUUAGAGGCAUUGACUGGAAAUAGGUUUAUAACAAGAGGCCAAUUUGUUUAGUUUGUAAUAAAACAGAGCCGUCCAUGUUAAAUAUGAAUUUGACAUUCCAUGUGAUUAGAAGUAUUUUUGAUGUACUUAUUUGAGAAUAUUAUUAUAUGUACAACUUUUGUUAAUGAAUAGUGAUAGACUUAAUAUCAUUAUGUGGUUACCUGACACUUUUUUUCCUUGUAGUAGAGGUUAAGAAGUGACUUUUAUUUUCAAAUAUUUAGGUACCCACCUGUUUUAUGCCCUACUGUCAUCAAUAGGGCUUUAGUUGUAAAUGCUGAACAGGCACCACUGCUUUUACCAAUGGACUCCUUUAUUCCUGUAAAUAAUGGUAUGUAUAUAUUAUGUGAAGACAUAUUUGAUUUAGCUUUGAAUGCAAGAGUGAAGUUGUAUACAGUAUCGUGUAAAUUAAAGUGUGUUUUUCACCAUCAUUUACAUGAUUGUUGUCAAUAUUUGACAUUCACAGAUGUACUGCAUAAUGUUACAUGGUCCUAUCUUGUUAUUUUACUGAUGUGGUUGUAUUAUGUUGAUUUGUUUCCAUUGUUAUAGGCAGUGCAAUAAUGAAUAAUGUUUUAUAUAAAAGUUUUAAUAGUA